Messenger RNA from Penicillium canescens, 303 nucleotides. RefSeq lists its product as uncharacterized. Lineage: Eukaryota; Fungi; Ascomycota; Eurotiomycetes; Eurotiales; Aspergillaceae. The record is from RefSeq and is a predicted model, not a curated record. The transcript has a single exon. The coding region runs from base 1 to 303 and encodes 100 amino acids.
AUGUUGGUACAGAUCAUCCACCAGCAUGCCCGCUCAGGAGGGUGUGAACCAGCAGAGCGGUGUGCACAGUUCCUCCAGGCUGCUGUUCAUGGCGGAUCGACGGCCAGACGCAUCUAUGUACCCGCAGUACAGUGUCAAUCAGGUAGCGAUUCUCCCAUUGGCCUCAGAUGCGGUGAGGGUUAUCGGGGCAUGUUUCCAGUGCCGCGAAAAGAAAAGGAAAUGCGACAAGAUAACGCCGAUUUGCAGCCGAUGCUCAAAGUGCCACUGCCGGGAGUGAAGCUGGCGACGUGUCUAGACGACUAA